GCAAUGAAGGGGAAAUUUGUAAAGGCAUGCAUUACCAAAUGGAGGAAGAUGGGGAGUAAAGUCAUACCUUGUAGCAGUUGUGAAUUCUGUUCCGAGUGGGCGAAGUCUCCUAGUUCAAUGCAUGAAGAGGGCUCAAUCCCAAGCGAUGUACCCAAAGGUCACUUAGUAGUAUAUGUUGGUGAAAACCAUAAGAGAUUUGUUAUUAAACUCAACAUGCUCAAGCACCCACUGUUCAAGGCAUUGCUAGAUCGAGCUCGGGAUGAAUAUGAUUUUACCACCGACUCCAAACUAUGCAUUCCUUGUGAUGAAAGCCUCUUCAUCGAUGUUGUUCUCUGUGUUAGCUCUCCUCAAGAUUGA
This is a messenger RNA of Hibiscus syriacus, 357 nucleotides long. RefSeq names its product auxin-responsive protein SAUR50-like. Lineage: Eukaryota; Viridiplantae; Streptophyta; Magnoliopsida; Malvales; Malvaceae. Gene Ontology annotation, biological process: response to auxin. The transcript has a single exon. The record is from RefSeq and is a predicted model, not a curated record. Bases 4 to 357 code for a protein of 117 amino acids.